GCUAUCGAUCAAACAAUCAAUCUCUCUCUCGAUGGCUCUCUGAGCUUCUUCAUUAGUGAAAUCAUCAUCGGCGACUUUGUCAACGCUUCUUCUAACUCACCCCAGAUUUUAGUCAGAAGCUGAGUUGUGUGACUUGAGAUGGCAUCGGCGUCAGAACAGAGCGGAUUAGAAAACCAGGAGAGCCAACCACCAAACCAAGUGGCUCCUGGUUUUGUAGGAGCAAUCGAAGAACAAUACAAGAAACUCAGAGAUCACGCCGAAGCUUAUCCGUAUGUUUGGGGUUCUUAUACUGUUGUCUACGGUGGUCUUUUCCUUUGGACUGCUUACAGAUGGAGGAAGCUGAGGAGAACCGAGGAUCGAGUUCGUGGCCUCCAGACCAAACUUAGGAAACUCGUCCAAGACGAACAAGCUGCAGUAACAGCUUCUAAAUCUGAGAAAUCACCGGGCAAGUCUUCUUCUGUUUCUGACAAGACACCGGUGCCUUGAUUAGUUAUAAUCAAAACCAUUUUCUCUGUUGGUUUCAGUAUUCAAGAGGUUAAAUCUGUUUUGUUACAAUGCUUUUGUUAUUUACCAGCAUAGGCUUUUUUAUUAUAUAAAGACAAAUUCAUGUACAUGAAUGAAGAAAAGAAAUACGCUGAAAUGUUGAAACGCGAAAAAAGCGUCGUUGAACGUUUGCUGUUUUAGCAGAGGGAGGCUCAAUAAGUUGAAGCGUUUUGCCUCAAAUUGUUUGCGUUA
Molecule: messenger RNA, 735 nt
Organism: Brassica oleracea var. oleracea
Lineage: Eukaryota; Viridiplantae; Streptophyta; Magnoliopsida; Brassicales; Brassicaceae
Exons: 2
Coding region: 139-486 (115 amino acids)
Source: RefSeq, a predicted model, not a curated record